Molecule: messenger RNA, 1098 nt
Organism: Strongyloides ratti
Lineage: Eukaryota; Metazoa; Nematoda; Chromadorea; Rhabditida; Strongyloididae
Product: mRNA export factor
Exons: 2
Coding region: 1-1098 (365 amino acids)
Biological process (GO): RNA export from nucleus; transcription-dependent tethering of RNA polymerase II gene DNA at nuclear periphery
Cellular component (GO): nuclear pore
Molecular function (GO): ubiquitin binding; RNA binding
Source: RefSeq, a predicted model, not a curated record
AUGUCAAUUUUUGGAAAUUCAGGUGGUGGUUUUGGUAAUAAAAGUAUUUUCAAUACAGCCAAAUCAAGCACAGAUGUUGAAGUACAAGAUGCUCCCGAUGACACUUGCAGUGCUCUUAAAUUUAAUCCUUAUGUAGCAGGUAGUCCUACAUUACUAGCAGCGGGAGGUUGGGACAACACUAUUAGAAUAUGGCAAGUAUCGGAAUCUGGUCAAGCUGAAGCAAAAUUAAUGCAAAAUAUUGGUGCACCUGUUUUAGAUAUUAGUUGGUUUGAUGAUAGUAGUAAAUUAUUUAUUGCAAGUGCCGAUAAACAAGCUAGAGUUUGGGAUCUAGCUUCAAAUCAACUAGCUGUAGUUGGAACGCAUGAUGAAGGAGUAUCUACUUGUGAUUGGAUUACUUGUCCAGCUUACUCAUGUUUGAUGACGGGUUCAUGGGAUAAAACUCUUAAAUUUUGGGAUAUGAGACAAAUGGCUACACAAACAUCUUUGGCUACAAUGCAGAUGGGAGCAAAAGUCUACUGCACUGAUCUUUUAUUUCCUGUGGCUGCUGUUGGACUUUCUGACAGAAACAUUAAAAUUUUUAAUAUGGAAGGUGAACCAACUGAGGCUUUAACACAUGAAAGUCUGUUAAGAUACCAAACACGUUGUUUAUCUAUUUUUAAAAAUAAGCAAGGAACUAAUCCAGCUGGAUAUGCUGUUGGAUCGAUAGAAGGAAGGGUUGCAAUUCAAUAUUUGGAUGGAUCUAAUCCAAAAGACAAUUUUACUUUCAAAUGCCAUAGAUCUUCUGAACUAAUAGGUGGACAUCAAGAAAUAUAUCCUGUAAACGAUGUAAAAUUUAAUUACGUUCACGGAACACUUUGUACAGUUGGAGGAGAUGGAAAGUAUUCAUUCUGGGAUAAGGAUUCAAGGACUAAAUUGAAGACAUCGGAUGCUUAUCCAAUGGCUUUUACUAAAUGUGAUAUUCAUGAAAGUGGAUCCAUGAUAGCAUUUGCUUUAGGAUACGAUUGGAGUAAAGGACAUGAAGGAAACAAGCCAGAAAGUGCAGCCAGCAAGAUACUUCUCCAUCCUGUUGAAGAUGAAAUGAAACCAAAAAAGAAAUAA